CGUCCCCGUCGGGGCUCCGAGGGUCCCCGAGCCGUCCGCGGCUCGGCCAUGGCGGGCGCCAGGCCCGGCGUCCACGCGCUGCAGCUGGAGCCGCCCACCGUGGUGGAGACCCUGCGGCGCGGGAGUAAGUUCAUCAAAUGGGACGAGGAGGCCUCCAGUCGGAACCUGGUGACCCUGCGUGUGGACCCCAAUGGCUUCUUUUUAUACUGGACAGGACCCAACAUGGAGGUGGACACACUGGACAUUAGUUCAAUCAGGGACACUCGGACGGGCCGCUAUGCCCGCCUGCCCAAGGACCCCAAGAUUCGGGAAGUGCUGGGCUUUGGGGGCCCAGAUGCCCGGCUGGAGGAGAAGCUGAUGACUGUGGUGGCCGGGCCUGACCCGGUGAACACCACUUUCUUGAACUUCAUGGCGGUGCAGGAUGACACAGUGAAGGUCUGGUCUGAGGAGCUGUUUAAGCUGGCUAUGAACAUCCUGGCUCAGAACGCCUCUCGGAAUACCUUCCUGCGUAAAGCAUACACAAAACUAAAGCUGCAGGUGAACCAGGAUGGACGGAUUCCAGUCAAGAACAUCCUGAAGAUGUUCUCAGCGGACAAGAAGCGGGUGGAGACAGCGCUGGAAUCCUGUGGUCUCAAUUUCAACCGGAGUGAGUCCAUCCGGCCUGAUGAGUUUUCCUUGGAAAUCUUCGAGCGGUUCCUGAACAAGCUGUGUCUGCGGCCAGACAUUGACAAGAUCCUGCUGGAGAUAGGUGCCAAGGGCAAGCCAUACCUGACCCUGGAGCAGCUCAUGGACUUCAUCAACCAGAAGCAAAGGGACCCGAGACUGAAUGAGGUUCUCUACCCGCCCCUGCGGCCCUCACAGGCCCGGCUGCUCAUCGAGAAGUAUGAACCUAACCAGCAAUUCCUGGAGCGCGACCAGAUGUCUAUGGAGGGUUUCAGCCGCUACCUGGGUGGGGAGGAGAACGGCAUCUUGCCGCUGGAGGCCCUGGAUCUGAGCAUGGACAUGACCCAGCCGCUGAGCUCCUACUUCAUCAACUCCUCUCACAACACCUACCUCACAGCGGGGCAGCUGGCUGGGACCUCGUCGGUGGAGAUGUACCGCCAGGCGCUGCUGUGGGGCUGCCGCUGUGUGGAGCUGGACGUGUGGAAGGGGCGGCCCCCCGAAGAGGAGCCCUUCAUCACCCAUGGCUUCACCAUGACCACCGAGGUGCCCCUGCGAGACGUGCUGGAGGCCAUCGCCGAAACCGCCUUCAAGACCUCGCCCUACCCCGUCAUUCUCUCCUUCGAGAACCACGUGGACUCGGCGAAGCAGCAGGCCAAGAUGGCCGAGUACUGUCGCUCCAUCUUUGGGGACGCGUUGCUCAUUGACCCCCUGGACAAGUACCCGCUGGCCCCGGGGGUCCCCCUGCCCAGCCCCCAAGACCUGAUGGGCCGCAUCCUGGUGAAGAACAAGAAGCGACACCGGCCCAGCACCGGUGUCCCGGGCAGCUCCGUGCGCAAGCGGCCGCUGGAGCAGAGCAACUCGGCACUGAGCGAAGGCUCUGCUGCCACCGAGCCCUCCUCGCCCCAGCUCGGGUCCCCCAGCUCUGACAGCUGCCCAGGCCUGAGCAAUGGGGAAGAGAUGGGGCUGGAGAAGCCCAGACUGGAGCCCCAGAAGUCCCUAGGUGAGGAGAGCCUGCCCCGGGGCCCUGAUGUUCUUGGACCUGCAGACCGUGAAGAUGACGAGGAAGAGGAAGAAGAGGAGGAAUCAACAGACCCCAAAAAGCCAACCACAGAUGAGGGCACAGCCAGCAGUGAGGUGAAUGCCACUGAGGAGAUGUCGACUCUUGUGAACUACAUUGAACCUGUCAAGUUCAAGUCCUUCGAGGCUGCUCGCAAGAGGAACAAGUGCUUUGAGAUGUCGUCCUUUGUGGAGACCAAGGCCAUGGAGCAGCUGACCAAGAGCCCCCUGGAGUUUGUGGAAUACAACAAGCAGCAGCUGAGCCGCAUCUACCCCAAGGGCACCCGGGUAGACUCGUCCAACUACAUGCCCCAGCUCUUCUGGAACGUGGGCUGCCAGCUUGUUGCGCUCAACUUCCAGACCCUGGACGUGCCCAUGCAGCUCAACGCAGGUGUGUUUGAGUACAAUGGGCGAAGUGGGUACUUGCUCAAGCCCGAGUUCAUGAGGCGGCCGGACAAGACCUUCGACCCCUUCACCGAGGUCAUCGUGGAUGGCAUUGUGGCCAAUGCCCUGCGGGUCAAGGUGAUCUCGGGGCAGUUCCUGUCCGACAGGAAGGUGGGCAUCUACGUGGAGGUGGACAUGUUUGGUCUCCCAGUGGACACGCGGCGCAAAUACCGCACACGGACCUCACAGGGGAACUCAUUCAACCCCGUGUGGGACGAGGAGCCCUUCGACUUCCCCAAGGUAGUGCUGCCCACUCUGGCUUCACUUCGUGUGGCAGCAUUUGAGGAAGGUGGCAGAUUCGUGGGGCACCGGGUCUUGCCUGUGGCUGCGAUCCGCUCAGGGUACCACUAUGUCUGCCUGCGAAACGAAGCCAACCAGCCGCUCUGCCUGCCAGCCCUGCUCAUCUACACUGAGGCCUCGGACUACAUCCCCGACGACCACCAGGACUAUGCAGAGGCCCUGAUCAACCCCAUCAAACAUGUCAGCCUGAUGGACCAGCGGGCCAAGCAGCUGGCCGCGCUCAUUGGGGAGAGCGAGGCUCAGGCUGGCCCAGAAUCAAGCCAGGAGUCCCAGUCUCAGCAGGCAGGGUCCCAGAUCUCUUCGAACCCCACCCCUUGCCCACUGGACACCAGCCCCCGCCGGCCCCCAGGGCCAGCCACCUCCCCCACCAACACCUCCCUCAGCAGCCCAGGACAGCGGGAUGAUCUCAUCGCCAGCAUCCUUUCAGAGGUGGCUCCCACCCCUCUGGAGGAGCUCCGGGCCCACAAGUCCCUCGUGAAGCUGCGAGCCCGGCAGGAUCGAGACCUGCGGGAGCUCCACAAGAAGCACCAGCGGAAGGCCGUGGCCCUCACCCGCCGCUUGCUCGAUGGCCUCGCCCAGGCACGGGCCGAGGGCAGGUGCCGGCCUGGGCCAGGUGUCCUGGGUGGAGCCACUGAUGUGGAAGAUGUGAAGGAAGAGGAAGAGGCAAAGCAGUAUCGAGAGUUCCAGAACAGGCAGGUGCAGAGCUUGCUUGAGCUGAGGGAGGCCCAGGCAGACACAGAGGCUGAAAGGAGGCUGGAGCACCUGAGACAGGCUCAGCAGCGACUCAGGGAGAUUGUCCUGGAUGCACAUACAACUCAAUUCAAAAGACUGAAGGAGAUGAAUGAAAGGGAGAAGAAAGAGCUGCAGAAGAUUCUGGAUAGGAAACGCCACAACAGCAUUACAGAGGCCAAGACGAGAGAGAAACAUAAGAAGGAGGCGGAGCUGACAGAAAUCAACCGGAGGCAUAUCACUGAAUCGGUCAACUCCAUCCGUAGACUGGAGGAGGCGCAGAAGCAGCGGCAUGAGCGCCUGGUGGCUGGGCAGCAGCAGGUCCUCCAGCAAUUGGCAGAAGAAGAGCCCAAGCUGCUAGCCCAGCUGACCCAGGAGUGUCAGGAGCAGCGGGCCAGGCUGCCCCAGGAGAUCCGCAGGAGCCUGCUGGGCGAGACGCCAGAAGGACUGGGGGACAGGUCCCUAGUGGCCUGUGCCAGCAACGGCCAUGCGCCAGGGAGCAGCGGGCAUCUGUCCGGCGCUGACUCGGAGAGCCAGGAGGAGAACACACACCUCUGAAUUGGCUGAGCAAGAGGUGGCCACAGGGCCAGGGCGGGCACUGGGAAGAGGGCUGGAGAAGACACUAAUGCUUCUUUUUUUGUUUUAAAACUUUUUACCUUUAGAAGUUUUUAUUUUUUUAAACCUGGGGUGAGUGCCCCACACUAACUCCCUUCUUUCAUCUUUCUGGGCCUCACUAGUUUCCAGCUUCUCCUUCCUAAUCUCAAGUCUAGAGAAGGGGCCUGGUUGGAUCCUACAACCCCAUGACAUGCAUACUCCUAUGGCAUGUUCCCCUGGCUUCUCAGUGCGCUGGGUGCAGACCCAGAGCUCUGGGCGGCAGGGGGAACCACGUUUCUUCUCCAUUUUUGGGAUUUUUUUUUUUUUACGUAAAUAAAAGUGGAUUUCAGGGAUUCUGUGUGCAGUUUGGUUCAAGGUAAGAGGACUUUGGG
This is a messenger RNA of Dipodomys ordii (Ord's kangaroo rat), 4178 nucleotides long. RefSeq names its product phospholipase C, beta 3 (phosphatidylinositol-specific) (gene Plcb3). Gene Ontology annotation, biological process: phosphatidylinositol-mediated signaling; lipid catabolic process. The coding region runs from base 49 to 3750 and encodes 1233 amino acids. The transcript is spliced from 31 exons. The record is from RefSeq and is a predicted model, not a curated record. Gene Ontology annotation, molecular function: phosphatidylinositol-4,5-bisphosphate phospholipase C activity; calcium ion binding; calmodulin binding. NCBI's taxonomy places the organism in Eukaryota, Metazoa, Chordata, Mammalia, Rodentia, Heteromyidae.